GGGACGUCGACGCUGGAUAUGCCAACUAUGACUCGCGUGCUCGAAGCACUGGAGGCCAAGUCUGGGAAGCCGCUGCCGACCGCAGCCUCGGUCUUUACCGCGAUGUCCCUGGGCUACGACGAGGCGAUGUCCAUCCCGAAGCUCCUGGAGUUCAAUCCGGCCAAGCAGCGGAGCGCGCUGCGGCAGAUGGACACCCAGGCACUGUGGAAAGCCUACACGAAGGAGAAGUCGGCGCACACCCGGUCCCUGGACCGGGGCCCGCGCUGGAAGCCCAACGCGAAGUCAGAGCGGCCCCUACCACCCGACUCCUGGGCUGAGCACUUGGAGGCCGUCCGGCGGCGAAGAGAUUUGAGGAAACAGUUUCGGGAAGAUCGGCAAGGGAUCAAAGCGGAACAAAAGCGCGAGCUGAUCCUGGGCGUGUCACCGUACGAAUCCCAUAUCGGGAUGCGGGAGCAAGAGCACCGGAAUCUGGAGGUUCAUCGCCAGCGCAUUCAGAAUGCCAUCCGGGGAUGCUCUCGAGCUCGCUUCAACCUGGUUGAGAUCCAAAAGCAGAUGGCAGGCCUAGUCAAAGACAACACCGAGGUUUCCUCGGCGCUUCAAGGCAUCUUCCGAAACAAGCUGCAGUUCAGGACAGAGGCUCAGUCUGACGACGAGGAGUCGGAAGGCGACAGGGGAAAUAGCAGCGCCGACGUGUCUCCCAGCGGCCGGGUGUCGCAGAGGAGCAAUAAAAGCCUGGCCUUUGACCUCAGUCGCCAAAAGCAAUCCGGAGACGAGGAGUUGUCCUCGCAUCUCGAGUGA
Symbiodinium sp. CCMP2456 is the source of this 798-nucleotide messenger RNA. NCBI's taxonomy places the organism in Eukaryota, Dinophyceae, Suessiales, Symbiodiniaceae. The record is from the annotation of a GenBank genome assembly.